This is a messenger RNA of Racocetra persica, 596 nucleotides long. NCBI's taxonomy places the organism in Eukaryota, Fungi, Glomeromycota, Glomeromycetes, Diversisporales, Gigasporaceae. The record is from the annotation of a GenBank genome assembly.
AUGGCUCAAAGUAAGAGCGCCGCCUAUGAUUAUCUCAUAAAACUUUUGUUAAUUGGUGACUCAGGGGUUGUGACUUUAUCAACCGAAGAACUAGCUUCCGCUUUUCCAUCUUCCGUGAACGCAACUCUAUCGAGCUUUUUACUUCUUCGUGUUGGUAAAAGUUGUCUGUUACUUCGUUUUUCUGAUGACUCGUUUACUCCUUCUUUUAUCACUACUAUUGGAAUCGACUUUAAAAUCCGAACGAUCGAAUUGGACGGAAAACGAAUCAAACUCCAGAUUUGGGAUACUGCAGGUCAAGAGCGUUUCCGUACUAUCACUACUGCUUACUAUCGUGGUGCUAUGGGUAUACUUUUAGUGUAUGAUGUCACCGAUGAACGGUCUUUUAAUAAUAUAAGAAACUGGUUUUCCAACAUAGAACAGCAUGCUAGCGAAGGUGUUAAUAAAAUCCUUAUUGGUAAUAAAUGUGACUGGGUUGAGAAGAAGGCAAUUACUAAAGAACAAGGUCAACAACUCGCCGACGAAUUUAAAAUUAAGUUUUUAGAAACUAGUGCCAAAGCUAACAUUAAUGUGGAAGAGGCAUUCUUUACUUUGGCCAG